AAAUCCAUCUAGCGCGGCGAAGGCAUAUGGCCAACUCCCCUUCCCCCAACUGCAAACCAAAUGCCCCCACUGAACCCACACUUCAAAAACCGCCCAUCUGCCUCAUUCACUCUGCGCUGCCCACCCAUAAAUCUGCCCCGGCCGCCACCGCCUAGGCCUCCUCGCCUCUCUCUUAUCGCUGACAAAUGCACGUCCAUGCGCCAGCUCAAGCAAAUCCACGCCCAAAUGAUCGUCACCGACCGCAUUUCUGACAACUUCGCCGCAAGCAGACUGCUUUCCUUCUGCGCUCUCUCGGAGUCCGGCGAUGUCAGCUACGCUUUGAGGCUCUUUCACAACACCCAAGGCCCCAACUCGUUCAUGUGGAACACCCUCAUUAGAGCUCAAGCUGGUGGUCCGAAUCCUUGCGAGGCUGUGUUUCUCUAUGUGAAAAUGAGGAGGAUGGGGGUCGUGCCCGGUAAGCACACCUUCCCUUUUCUUCUCAAGGCUUGUUCUAAUAUUCCAUCGCUUGAGUCUUGCAAACAAGUCCAUACCCAUGUUUUGAAAUUUGGGUUAGAAUUGGAUUUGCACGUCGUUAAUGGGCUGCUGCGGGGUUACUCGGUUUCAAGCGAGUUGGGUGAUGCCGUCCAAGUGUUUGAUGAAGUGCCGCAGAGAAAUUUGAGUAUUUGGACAACGAUGGUAAGCGGGUAUGCUCAGAAUUUUUGUUCGAAUGAGGCGUUGAUGGUAUUUGAUCAAAUGGUGGAGCAAGGGUUCGAGCCCAAUGGGGCAACUCUGGCUUCCGUGUUGUCUGCAUGUGCUCGGUCGGGGUGUUUGGAGCUGGGAGAACGAGUUCAUGCGUUCAUGGAAGCAAAAGGGAUAGAAGUGGGAGUGAUUCUUGGGACUGCAUUGGUACAUAUGUAUGCUAGGAAUGGGGCAAUUUCUAUGGCUAAGAAAGUAUUUGACAGUAUGCGGGAAAGAAAUAUUGCAACUUGGAACGCGAUGAUUUGUGGGUUGGCAGCUCAUGGGCAUGCAGAAGCACUUCAUCUCUUUCAGAUGUUAGAGAGAGAGCAGGUUGCACCAAAUGAUAUAACAUUUGUGGGGGUUUUGUCCGCUUGCUGCCACCAGGGUUUGGUUGAUGCUGGUCGCAAGGUUUUUUAUUCAAUGAGACAGGUUUAUGGCCUGGAACCCAAGAUAGAGCAUUAUGGUUGCAUGGUUGAUAUUCUUGGUCGAGCUGGGAGGCUUGAAGAAGCUGAGAAGCUGAUUAAAGGAAUGGCAUGGAAAGCUGAUGUUGUGAUAUUGGGAGCUCUGUUGUCAGCUUGUAAGAACCACGGCAACAUUGAGAUUGCUGAAAGAGUGGUGAAAGAAAUUCUGGUUUUAGAACCUUAUAAUCAUGGGGUUUAUGUGGUUUUAUCUAAUAUGUAUGCAGAGGCCAGACAAUGGGAGGAUGUUCAGAGGCUGAGGAAGGUGAUGAAAGAAGAAAAUCUGUGGAAGACGCCUGGGUGGAGCCUUGUGGAUGAUGAUAGUUAAGUUUGUGUAUGCAUAUACAUCACAGAAAUCAUUCAAUUGACCAAGAUAAAUAACAAAAAAGCAUAUUGUGAGUAAUGUUCUGGAUUAUAAUUGAUCAACGAGAUUCUAAUUGAGACUGGUCACAAGAUUUUUUAUUCAAUGAGAGAGGUUUAUGGCCUUGAACCCAAGAUAGAGCAUUAUGGUUGCGUGGUUGAUCUUCUUGGUUUAGCUUGGAGGCUUGAAGAAGCUGUGGAGCUGAUUAAAGGAAUAGCAUGGAAAGCUGAUAUUGUGAUGGGGAGCUCUGUUAGCAGCUUGUGAGAACCACAGCAACAUUGAGAUUGCUGAGAGACAGCAAUAUAAAAAGGGAUUAGGUCCAAAAGCAGAAAAGAAACAAACUAGCAACAGAGAUAGGGGGAAAGGACACCCCACUAAUGGAAUCAAUCAAAAUCUCAUGAGAUCCAUAGGGGACUCAACUAAUCUAGUUUCAGCCAUACCCAACCCCAUGCCGAGAUUCGUCAUAAAGUCCACCAAUCUGUUGCCUUCCCUAGUGAUGAAAGAAGAAAUAUGAGGAAAACACAUGGGUGAAGCAUUGUUGAUGGUGAUAGUUAUGUUUGUGUAUAUAUCCUCAUCAUGGAAACCUUUUGAUGAUUUUUUCAACCAAAAAGAAGAUGAAAGGCAUAUUGUGAGUGAUGUUCUGGAUUCUAACUGAUCUUCCAUGACAGGUGCAAGGAGCAAGAGGAGAGAUUUCAUUCUGAUUUGUGCAGUUUAACUUCUCUAAUUCCUUGCAUUCUUCAGAAGGUGGCAUUCUUUAUACGGCAGGUCAAAUAUAGACAGCCUAUAUGUCAGCAUUAUGGCUGCUGCAAUUCAUAUAAUCUGAAUUGCAGUUAUCGGGAUGUUGAACUGGCUGUCUAAAGAAAAGGGAUUGGAAGGGUUUUAAGAUUCAAUUGUGGUGGAAGGAUUUGGAAUGUUCAUUCAUCAACCUUUCAUUGUGUUUACCAUUUUAUCAUGGUGCUCCUUUGGUAAAUAUAUAGAAAGUUGGUUGUAAUUAUUACUGUAUCUUUUGGGGUUGAGGCAAGUUGAGGGGCAGUGAUUGGGUGGUAGCUUCGCCCAACCGUUCACCUUGUGCAUUCAGUUUUAUUCAUUUAUACGUGCUUCUAUGUCUGCUUUUUCCA
This is a messenger RNA of Malania oleifera, 2654 nucleotides long. RefSeq names its product pentatricopeptide repeat-containing protein At5g06540-like. Bases 61 to 1503 code for a protein of 480 amino acids. Gene Ontology annotation, molecular function: protein binding; RNA binding. Lineage: Eukaryota; Viridiplantae; Streptophyta; Magnoliopsida; Santalales; Ximeniaceae. The transcript has a single exon. Gene Ontology annotation, biological process: RNA modification. The record is from RefSeq and is a predicted model, not a curated record.